AUGGUAUCAAAAAGAGCAGAAACUAUUCCUAGCAGAUACUAUUCCUUAGCAGAAACUAUUCCUAAAGCGACUUUAUCAAGAAAGUCUAAUCGAGUUACAUCGCAUGAAUUACAUUCAUCCAAGGAAUAUUUCCAAACAAUAGCUGAAAAACAGGCUAACGCUGAAUUGAUACAUGCUGAAGCUGCGAAGGCUCAAGCGACGGCAUCUGAAAUGCACGCUCAUGCGAUGACUGAAAUUGCACUUGCUGUACAAAAAUUGGCAGAUACGGCUGCUGUACAAGCAGAUAAUGAAAGAGAGCGCAUACAAAUUUUUGAGAAACUUGUAACACUUUUAAACCCUUCAUUACCUGCAAACAACGAAUAAAACGUGACCACACAGGAACCGAAACAAUGAAGACUGAAAUUAUAUAUCUGUGAAAUGUGAUUCUUCCUGCCAAAGAUUAUAUCAUAAGUAAAA
Camponotus floridanus (Florida carpenter ant) is the source of this 456-nucleotide messenger RNA. RefSeq lists its product as uncharacterized. The transcript is spliced from 4 exons. Lineage: Eukaryota; Metazoa; Arthropoda; Insecta; Hymenoptera; Formicidae. The record is from RefSeq and is a predicted model, not a curated record. The coding region runs from base 1 to 363 and encodes 120 amino acids.